CACAGCGUGGGGGCCUGUGCAGCAGGCAGAGGGGAAGCACGGGACUCCAAAAGGGAAGGGAGGAAGGGCAGGGACAGCCUUGGGCACUGGGUCCAGCCCUGCCUCAGGGCCAUCCUCAGUGCAGCAUCCGCCCUGGUCUGUGUUUGGGGGUGGAAGGGCAGCUGGCACUGGGGGAGACAGCACUGCCUCCACCCACCCACCCCUCCGAGGCCCCCAGAGCUGCUCCCGGGGGUCUUGGCUGACUUAGGCCCUUCCUCUGACAUCACGGGCCUGCUGGCGCCUGCUGGUGGGGGAGUGGGGUGGGCCUGGGCCCACAUCCUGCUUGGCCAGUUACCCACAGGCCAAGUGACCAGCACAGCCAUCCCAGGCCUAGCCAUACACUGCACCACCCCGGCCUUCGCUCCGUCCCAGGCCCUGCCCAUCCCCUGCCACAGCGUAGGAGCCCCAGGUUGCAAAGGCUCGGGCCCCUCUCUCCUCGAGGCAGGGCCCGACUGGCUCCUCGUAAGCCUGAGCCACACUUGGCUUCCCGAGCAGGCCCCUCCCGCCCCUGCCGUCAUUUCUGGCAGGCCCUCUGCGUGAGCUCACGAGUUACAUAAGGCAUGUGAGCUAUGUCUUGGGGGAAUGAGCGACCCCUACACGGGGCUCUACAUCCCCUCACCCUCUCCAGCCACAGACCACCAUGAGCCGAGGGAGGGCUGGGCGUGAGAGGUGACCCCGUGCUCCCCUGCCCUGGGUGGAGGAAGGGGCUGCCCGGCCACCCUGAGAACAAUGGUAUGUGCAGAAGAGAAGGGACUGAAACUCUUUGAAGAUGUGCCAGGAUUUAGCACCCAGGGAGCGGCGGACAGAGACUCAGCCCCACCAGCCCCCGGCACGGAGGGAGGAAAGGGUUCCCCAGGCUGCUCAGGAGAAUGUUCAUUGCUGUAGUGGGCAGUUGCCUCCCAACCAGGGACGGUCACCCCUUGCCCGGGGACAGUGACCCUCCCGGAAUGGGGCUUCAUUUCUCGGGGCUGGGAAUCACCCUGGACCCUUCCCCACCCAGGGUGCUCUUGGGCCUUCUGAGGGCUCCUGGGUCAUUUGGGGCCUUCUGAGGGCUCCUGGGUCGUUUUGGGCCAUCUGAGGGCUCCUGGGUCGUUUUGGGCCAUCUGAGGGUCCCUGAGCCCAAUGACACUUCUGCCCAGGCUCGUGCGGCUGGAGGAAGCCGCCAGGCAAGGUCCCCUCCAUGCCCUGGUGCAGCCUGGCCUGGGAGAGAGGAGGCCCCAGCAACACCGAGAGCAAAGACAGGGCAGAGUUUCUCAGACAUGGCACCGGGCCAGGGAGCCCCUCGCGGCUGCAGGGGUUCUCCACGGACUCAGCCAUCUGGGGAGAGCAGCCCAGAGCCCUCGGGCCUCCUGCCGUAUUCUGCGGCCUGGGACUUGGGGGGACCUGAGGACACUGGGACACCGCUGAAGGGAGGUGCAGACAGUGUGUACUGGUGUUUCCGGGGACCGAGCCCAGAAGGAGCGGGCCAGCCAGCUCCUGGCCUGGAGGAAAAUCCUGCUCCCUGGCUAGAAAACCACCCUAGAGGAACGGGGCUGGGGUGCAGGAGGCUUUCCUCAGGCGGCCGCCCCUUUCCUCCUCCAGAAGCAGGGCAGGAAAAGAGCAUUCCGCCCAGGCAGCGAAAACCCCAGCUCCGGUCCCUCCCGCCCCACCAGAGGCCGCCUGGAGGCACGGAGUUCCGGCCGGGAUGAGGCCUGGGAAGCCCAGCGACUCACAGGCCACGGCUGCUUCCCCUCUGCGAGGAAGGAAAAGUCCCUGCAGAGCGGCCCUCGGCUCAGGCUGCGGUGCCCAAGCAGAGGAAGGGAGCGUGCUUGCAGACGCCUCCUGCUGGGAGCCUGCCACCCCCGCCACACCCUGCGCGGGGACAAAGCUCUCGGUGGCUGUGGCGGGGACACACCGUGUGCGGGUGGCUGCAAGCCAGCAGCCCCGAGCGGCCCCUCCCGCUAG
Cercocebus atys (sooty mangabey) is the source of this 1983-nucleotide messenger RNA. RefSeq lists its product as uncharacterized. Lineage: Eukaryota; Metazoa; Chordata; Mammalia; Primates; Cercopithecidae. The record is from RefSeq and is a predicted model, not a curated record.